Aspergillus alliaceus is the source of this 1908-nucleotide messenger RNA. RefSeq names its product fungal specific transcription factor domain-containing protein. The transcript is spliced from 2 exons. Gene Ontology annotation, molecular function: zinc ion binding; DNA binding. Gene Ontology annotation, biological process: DNA-templated transcription. The record is from RefSeq and is a predicted model, not a curated record. The coding region runs from base 1 to 1908 and encodes 635 amino acids. Lineage: Eukaryota; Fungi; Ascomycota; Eurotiomycetes; Eurotiales; Aspergillaceae.
AUGGAACGACCAGUCUCACCGGUAGAACUAUUCUCGCCCCCCGCCCUGGGAAGCACAGCCGACGCAAGCGACGUUGAACCCGGAGGGGACCUCGUCGAUCGUAACUCUCGGAAGGAUCAGCUCGCAGGUGGUGCUGUUCCUUGUAGGCAAGACGUGGUGUCAGAAGGCCACGGUUUUGAUCCGUUGGGUAUGGCGUGCUCAGCAACAGCGAAUGCAGUAAGGACUGCCCAAGUGACAUGGCACGCCGUCGGAACGAGUGGGCUGCACGGUCCUUCCGUCAAUUCCCCUCCAUUCCUGCACUGUCGCCAAAACCGAAGCGUGCUAUCGGGUUCGCCGGAAACACGUAACACACUGCUUUUUGGACUGCAACCUGUCACGUGUCCUUUGCUAUUUAUCGGCUCCGAUACUUCACAGCAGCGUGUACUUUGGCAGAGCUAUUUAGAUAAUGUUGCCCCUCUUGUGAGCAUCAUGCAUCGGCGAACACUUGAAGAGCUUCUGACGCAGGCGAGUAAGCGUACAGAGGUAAUCAAUAAACCGCGAAAGGCUAUUCUCCUCGCCGUUUACUUGUCUGCAAUCACGAGUAUGACACCCGCUCAAUGUUUAGACAAGCUCGGCGAACGCCAAGAGGAGGCGAUCCACAGAUAUCGUCUCGCUGUCGAGAACGCUCUCACCCAGGCUGAUUUCAUCAACUCGCAUAGUCUGGAAUUGUUGCAAUCUGCGGUUCUGUACCUCAUUUGCGUUCGCCGGCUUGAUCAGGGGAGUUUUGCAUGGACGAUGUUAGCGAUCGUUUUGCGUCUUGCACAACGGCUGGAGCUUGAUCGUGAAAGCACUUUGUCCGCCAAGACUCCAAUCACUACAGAGAUGUCUCGGCGGCUUUGGUGGCAUAUCGUAGUGCUGGAUGUCCAAUGCGCAGAAGAUCAUCGCACGGAGCCCAUGGUUCAGGAUGGGCAGUACGACACUCGGUUCCCGCUAAACAUCAAUGAUAAUGACCUAGUCCCUGGCGCCACGGAGUUUCCACGGGAACGCUUUGGUUUUACAGAUAUGACUUUUUCAUUGAUCCGAUUCCAGAUCGCAGCAGCUUACCUCGUCCUAAAGCGUUCCUCGACCACACAUCAUAAUGCCUCCAUGGAGGAUAUGGUCACGCACCGCCAGCAGCUUGUCACUGAUCUUGAGCAGCGGUUAUAUGAGAAGUAUCUGAAAUCCUGCAAUCCUGCCAUCGCCAUGCAUUCGUUCUGCUGCGCCGUUUCUCAACUGGUGCUUUCAAAACUACGGCUCUACGUUUACAACGGAGUUUCACCGGGGGAAACGCCUACUACAGAGUCUAUGGCGAAAAUCCACGAAUUUCUGUUCGCAACUUCCGUCGAUAUCAUCGAGCUCUCGGUCUUCCUGGAGACCAGUCAAAGAGAUACUGGCAAUUGGAGUUGGGUAUUCAAAAAUAACAAUCAAUGGAAUGCAGUAGCUUUCGCCCUUGCGGAGCUCUGUGUCCGCGUAUCGGGCCCUGAUGUGGACCGUGCUUGGUUGGCGAUUACGUCUGCUUACAACUUGUGGAAUUGGCGAGAUGCUAAAGGGACGUGGCCAGCCAUACCCCGCCUCACUGAUCGAGCUCUCCAAGCAAGAAGGAAUCUGUUGGGUCUUGCCCGCAAUGAUGGAUCAGCCUUUACUCGAGACUAUUGUCGACCGUGGCCAGAAGACCUGCGGCCGCCGCCGCCAAAACGGUCCCAGGGGGCUUAUCAUCCAAAGCCUUCGUCCACUCUUAACCAUUCCUACAACAUGUCGAAUGCUCCUAGUUCGCUCGUGAACAUUACGGAAUCAGAUUUGAGCGCGGACAGCCGCUUUGGCGAUUUACUGGAGGAUGACAUUUUCUCAAACUUCAACAUACCACCUAACACCAUUUUGGGUCUCUUUUGA